This is a messenger RNA of Venustampulla echinocandica, 2919 nucleotides long. RefSeq names its product Phosphatidylethanolamine N-methyltransferase. Gene Ontology annotation, biological process: phosphatidylcholine biosynthetic process. NCBI's taxonomy places the organism in Eukaryota, Fungi, Ascomycota, Leotiomycetes, Helotiales, Pleuroascaceae. Bases 1 to 2919 code for a protein of 972 amino acids. The transcript has 3 exons. Gene Ontology annotation, molecular function: phosphatidylethanolamine N-methyltransferase activity. The record is from RefSeq and is a predicted model, not a curated record.
AUGAGUUCUCGAGACAAUGCCGCCCCAGGGACGGAUGGUCUUCGAGAGCGGCAUGUGCAGACAACGCGAGAAGAGAAUGCAAAUACCUCAAGCACAAGCAGUGGGCAAUGUACCCCCAGAUCUGAAGGUGAUGUCGAGAAAGAGAAGAAAACCUUUGGCAGAACGCCAGAUGGAACAAUAUUUACUGUGCCCCAGACCCAUGAUAUGGUCUCCCAGCUACUCGACCCUCGCCAGCCCAAGAACCUCUCCGAUGUCAUUGUGCUCGCCAUCCUCGGUUUACAUAUCCUUGCCCUGUACUUCCUCCCCGCCGGCCUGAAGAGACCGGUUUUUGCCCUCAUAUUCCUGUUCUGGAGAGGCUGCUACAACAUCGGGAUCGGAUGGCUCCUCCAUAUCCAGUCGAACCAUGGCCGGCUAAUAGUAUGGGCAAAGAAGUGGCGGCUUUUCGAAAACCCGGCUACUGGCAAGAACCCGCGGCCAUGGCUGUACAAUCUGAUCAAACGCGAAUUGGAGACCAAGAUCCCAGAGGACUACAAAUUUGAAGACGCGCCGCUGGAGUACAAUACAUGGCUUGUGUUCCGACGAGUGGUAGACUUGAUCUUGAUGUGCGACUUCGUGUCAUAUGUUCUAUUUGCCAUUGCUUGUUCGGAACGGCCCGUCGGCGAAGGCGUGGGCCAGCUCAUAGUCCGUUGGACGGGAGGCAUGAUUCUUGUUGGCUUCAAUCUAUGGGUCAAGCUGGAUGCUCAUCGCGUAGUCAAGGACUAUGCUUGGUAUUGGGGAGACUUCUUCUACUUGAUCGAUCAGGAACUUACUUUCGAUGGGGUUUUUGAGAUGGCUCCUCACCCUAUGUAUUCUAUUGGAUAUACGGGAUACUAUGGCAUCUCCUGGAUGGCCGCAAGUUAUAACGUGCUAUUCAUUUCGAUUGUUGCGCAUGCUGCCCAGUUCUUUUUCCUGCAAUACGUCGAAAAUCCCCAUAUCGAGAAAACUUACAAUCGUCCGCCACCCAGACGCCGGGACCCAAGCCCAAGCGACAUCCGGGACGAAAAUGCUUCUGCCGCACAUAAAGAAGGAAUGGAACUUGAUCAGCUGCCAGAACCUGCUUCGCAUUUGACUGCUUCCGAACAGCCCCUCGCGACACACAACUUAAUGGGCAACUUAGAUCUCUUCCGGACCACCGACCUAUCCGUCCUCUUACUGCAAGGAUAUCUAAUACUAAUAACUCUGUGGACCCCAUCAACGCCAUUAUUCCAGACUUUCUUCAUCCUAAAUGCAAUUGCGUGGCGUAUAUGGUAUACGGUCGGUUUGGGAGUCAUUCUCCACCGGCAAUCAAAUACGAAAAUGUGGACCAGACAUUUUGUCAAGUAUGGUGAAAGCACCGACGAGGCUUGGAGGCAAUGGAAGGGCAUGUACCAUUUGAGCAUGACUAUGUGCUACGCAAGUCUCAUCGCUGCUACCUGGAAGAUGUACUCUUUCCCAGCUGACUGGGGCCAUGGACUUGUGCUGUUAAAACACGUGAUGGGAGCUGGCCUUAUUGCUCUACAAGUAUGGACUGGGACUAGCAUCUACGAGUCUCUGGGCGAGUUUGGAUGGUUCUUUGGAGAUUUCUUCUUCGACCAGGCACCAAAAUUGACCUAUAGCGGCAUCUAUCGAUAUCUCAACAACCCAGAACGUAUCAUUGGCCUAGCUGGUGUGUGGGGUGCGGUUUGUAUUACCUGGAGCGGACCAAUCUUCCUCAUUGCCGCUCUUAGUCACAUUUUAACCCUUGGGUUCCUCCAGUUUGUAGAGAAGCCACACAUGCAAAAGCUGUAUGGAGAAUCCCUUCGAUCAGAAGCUGGACUCACGAAGAGUAUCCGACGAUCUCUACCGCCGCCACUCAAGAAGUGGAAGGGUAGUGUAGAUAAAGUUUUGGGCGAGACGGGUAACUUUAUGGAAGAGCUUCUGGAUGCUGCUCGGCCCAAACUCGCAGCCGGUGUUUCGACUAUCGUCCGUGAUACCACCGCUUUGUUCCAACAGUACCCAACGCGCAUUACCAUAACCCGACUCGCUCCCGAUUUAGCAGGCUAUGAUCCUAGUGAUUAUUUUAUUACAAUUCAAGGAACGCCGUCGGCUCUGUCUCCUCGUGAUAGAGCAACGGGAAAUGAGGGUCAAACCGCACAGCUUCCACGGGAACGGACUGACAAAUACCAACCACUUAUAUUCGAAUAUGGUGCACCAAUCAAGGUUAAAUGGACCGCACCGGUUAAUCAUAGCAAGAAAGAUUGGGUUGGGCUGUAUAUGAUCGCUGAUAACGAAUCUCGAGAAAUUACUAGAGUAGCUUCCGCAGGCCGUUGGGUUGCGACAGUGCCGAACGUGUAUGAAAGUACGCCAGCCGACAAUGGAAUAUUAGUAUCCAACCAGCUGGUUUCGGGUACGGAUCGCCAAGAUGGUCAUACUGAAGACUACUACCAGGGCGAGAUGAUUUUCGAAGGAGACAAACUCUGGUGGACACAGGGAGUUUUCGAAUUCCGCUACCACCACGAUGGCAAGCAUAACGUUAUGGCCAUCUCCCUCCCCUUCGAAGUUCGCAUCGGACGCUUUGACGAAGAAGGCGUAGAAGUGGACGCUCAGGGCAUGAGCCGCACCGCCGUCGAAAGUGCUCUAUUGCCUGUGGUGCGUAAUUGCUUCGAUCGCGACCCAGAGAUCGCGCCCAACACGGUGGACGAGAGCUUUGGCAGCCUAGUCGAACGAGACCCCAAAUAUGCCAAGCGUGUCGUCUUCGCUGUUCAUCAAAUGUUCGGUAUCGAGUUCGCGCCUGGCGUGGUGCUGGCUGAUGGGAAUGUGAAGAAGCUAGCGUGGAGAAUCUGUAAUGCGAAGCACGUACUGGCUCCAUAUAGCAUGUCCCUGCCAAAGACAGCUGCAACCAGCAGCACAGACAAAUCAUAG